UUCUUCGACUUUCUUCUUCGAUUUUCUUAUCAUUGAGAAUCCUAAUUGCUCCCGUUACCUACAGUAGAUUGGUCGGGAUCUGAUUGCUGCGUCGAAGACCCUACUUUCCGAGCAGUCGCACAGUUUGCACGUGCUCAGAACCUGCCCUGAAGCUCAACGAUGGGGAAAAAAGGAGGGAGCCAGAAGAGAGGAAGCAAAAGUACAAAAACUCGCAAAGAUAUCCUCGAAGACCAAUACGAUGACGAGAUUGACGCCUUUCAUAAACAGAGGGAUAUUGUUCCAUUGGAUGUUAACGAUGAUACUGAUGAAUCAGAUGAAGAUGAUGUGCAACCUGUUUUUGAUUUAAAGGGUGUGGAUGAUGAAGAUGAGGAUGAGGAGGAUGAAGAUACAGAAGACGAAGAGGAAUCCGAAAAUGGACUUACUGCGAAAAUGAUAAGGCAAAAGAAAUAUCUGCGGGCUAAGUUUGGUGAUGGUGAUGAUGAAAUGGCUGAUGAUGAUGAUAAGGAGAAAGAUGAGGAAGACAAAAGCACAUGGGGUGGACCUCGACGAAAGGACCAAUACUAUAAUGGUGAUAAUGUAGAUUUUGAGCUCCAAUCAAGUGAUGAUGAUGAGGACCUUAAAGCAGAAGAAGAGGAGGUGAAAAGACUACGGGCAGCGCAAGUAGGAUCCAUUACGGCAGCUGAUGCUGGGUUAGAAGAUGAUAGUGAAGAGAGUGACCGAGAAUUAACCAUGGAGGAAAUUUCUGUUAGAGGCAAGCAGGCUACAAAAUCCAUCACAGAUAAGAUAGGAAAGGAUGACAAAGAAACACAUGUUGAAGAGAUCAAGAAAGACAUAAACUCUUUGUCAAAAGAAGAGCAAAUGGAUGUAGUAUAUAGUUCUGCUCCGGAAAUAGUUGGUCUUUUAUCUGAGUUAAAUGAUGCGGUCGAAGAGCUUGAGACUAAGAUAAAUCCUGUUAUGAGUAAGUUAAAGGAAGGAGGAAUUCCCUUGAAUGGUGGAACUAGGUACUUGGAGGUUAAGCAGCUUCUGCUACUGGCCUAUUGCCAAUCUAUAACGUUUUAUUUUCUACUCAAGUCUGAAGGGCAGCCCAUCCGUGAUCAUCCGGUCCUUGCCCGUCUUGUAGACAUCAAAGCUUUGUUGGAUAAGAUCAAAGAACUUGAUGGAGAGCUUCCCACUGGAUUUGAGGAGUCUCUAGCGAAAAGUAUUGCUAAUGGAACAGUGCAAAAGGUGGUCAAGGACGAUGCGCUCUCUUCACCUGUUUCUUCUCCGGUAGAUGGAAUCACACAAGACACAGUCGAGCCGGUGAAAAUCGACAAAGUGAGAGAAGACAAGAAGAAAAAAGGAGAGAAACGCAAGCACCAGCAGAGUGAUCAAGUUAAUGUGCAAAGUGAAGAAAUGUUGAAACUUCGAGCUGCUCUAGAGGGAAAGCUAAGAAGCAAUGGAGUUUUUGGUUCUACUUCUUCGAAGUCUGAUAAGGCUCAAAAACGUCAGAAAUUAGCUAAUAGGAAGCUAGAGACAUUCGAUGAUUAUGUGGAUGAUGCAGAAAAUAGCACUGAUGUACCAGCUGAUAAGCUCACAAAGCUUGUGUCCACCAAACGGAAGUUCAAGACUGUUUCUGGAGAUGAUGAUUUACCGCAAAGAGAUGAUAUCGGAGAACGACGUAGAAAGUUUGAGCUCAAAGUUUUGGCUGGAGCUGGUGUGAAGUCAGAGGAAGAUGGCAGAAAUGAAAGUGGGGCAUUUGCAACAGAUGACGAUGAUGAUGAUGAUAUUGACAUGGUUGAUAAUGAUGACGGAUCAGAAGGCUCAGAAGAUGAAUUUUAUAAACAAGUGAAACAGAAACAACAAGCUAAACGAGCUGCCAAAGCAGAGAUCUAUUCAAGGAAACCAUCAUUGCCUACGUCAUUACCAGAAAGUGUAGAUGGAAAACGACUGAUUUCAAAUGAGAUUUAUUCGAACAGAGGAUUGACUCGACAUCGCAACAAGGACCUAAAAAACCCAAGAAAGAAGUACCGGGUAAAGCACAGGAAGAAAGUCAUCGACCGCAAAGGACAAGUCAGAGACAUCAGGAAACCUUUGGGUGCAUCAUAUGGAGGAGAAGGUUCCGGUAUCAAUCCCAACAUAAGCCGGAGCAUACGGAUCAAGAACUAGCCUCCAUUUCCUAUGUCGCCACCUUUAUUUUUUCCUUUCUUCUUUUUUCUGUUGUUGUAUUUUACUCUUCUAUUUUGCAUUUCACUCUUCUUCAAUACUCGAACGAAUCAUUGCUUUGCAAAUUUUGAUUUUUGAUUUUUGUUUUAAUUGAUCGUCUUACAUUUGUAUUUUUUUGUUUAAACUUGCUAACCCUUCAAGGAAACUAAAGAUAAUUUAUUUUAGCUUUUCA
Molecule: messenger RNA, 2374 nt
Organism: Eutrema salsugineum
Lineage: Eukaryota; Viridiplantae; Streptophyta; Magnoliopsida; Brassicales; Brassicaceae
Product: something about silencing protein 10
Biological process (GO): maturation of SSU-rRNA from tricistronic rRNA transcript (SSU-rRNA, 5.8S rRNA, LSU-rRNA)
Cellular component (GO): nucleolus; small-subunit processome
Source: RefSeq, a predicted model, not a curated record